UAUUUUUAUUCUUCAGUCCGUGAAUCCGGGGCCGGGGCGCCGCGUGACGUAGGGAGAAGACACCAGAUUGCCGGAUCUAACCGUAUAAAGGGGAGGAGCAGGCGGCGGCGGUGAGAGGAGAGACGAGCGCUGCCCAAGGACACGCAGAGCUCGGGAGGGAAGGUACGGGGACAGCGGAGGAGACUGAGCCCCAGCGGGGAGAUUAUCGGGGAGGAUGGUGUCCGGGAUGAUCUGCAAGGCCGUGGUGCUGGUGUUUGGCAUAUUAUACCCAGCGUAUAACUCAUACAAGGCUGUGAGGACGAAAAAUGUGAAAGAAUAUGUUCGGUGGAUGAUGUAUUGGAUUGUAUUUGCCCUCUACACUGUAGCUGAAACAAUAGCGGAUCUAACAGUAUCCUGGUUUCCAUUGUAUUUCGAACUGAAGAUAGCCUUCGUUGUCUGGUUACUGUCUCCCUACACAAGAGGCGCAAGUCUGCUGUAUAGAAAGUUCCUUCAUCCCCUCCUUUCAUCAAAAGAAAAGGAGAUUGAUGACUAUAUUGUGCAAGCCAAGGAAAAGGGCUAUGAGACGAUGGUGAACUUUGGCAAGCAAGGGUUGAAUUUAGCUGCUAACGCUGCCGUGACUGCUGCUGUAAAGAGCCAAGGCGCUAUUACGGAGAGGCUACGUAGUUUCAGCAUGCACGACCUGACUGAUGUGCAGGGGGAUGAGACUGCAGAGACCCGGUUUUUCCCUGAUGGCCAAAAGAAACCAAGAGCAUCUGUCAGUGAUUCUUCCGGUUUCAGUUCUUUAAGGAAAGAUUCAGGUGACGACAGAACAGACGAAGACGUGGAAGUGAAUUCAGAGGACGAGGUGUACUCACAGAAGGGCCUUCGAAGGUCACAGAGUAUGCGAUCUGUAAAGGUCAUAAAGGGACGCAAAGAGAUACGAUAUGGAUCUCUCAAGCACAAACCAAAGAAGAGACCUCAGCUAUAUUUUUGAGUGGACAUCACACACACCACCUCUGACUAACCGCUGUGCUGCAGUGAUCCACACGUCAUGAAAUAGUCUACAUUUCACACCAGCAUUAGUAUUGAGAAGUUGGCUGACAAAUGGUGUCUGAUAUGCAUAUACUAGUGUUAUUUUAUUGUUUUAUUUAUGUGGUUAUGGAACUGUCAACCUGUAGCUCUCCAUGGGUUGCUGAAAUAGAUCCUGUCAUCCAUGUGGCUGUAGCUGAGCAGCAGUGGUACCACAGGUUAGCAAAGCCCUGAUGUACACCCAUGUUAGCUACCUCAUUAGUAGGGCAGGUUUUAUGGAGUAUUGUCUUCCUUUUAUACCUAGAAUCUGAUCUUGAGCACAAGCCUUAAAUGGAUACUAAUAAUUAAUUUGAUUUUAUUUUGGACUGGUAAAUACAAUUGCACACUUUGGUGCUUUGAUUGCCAGUACUUGUUGCUGAAUUCAAACAAUAACUGGCUAGUGGGCCACCACAGUCCUGCCCAUUGGAGCGAUCUGUAUUGGCUAGUGGUGAGUGGACUAAUACUACAAGUAUGGACAGUCAAAAAACCAUGUGUGCCACAGUCCUUAAAGCCUCUUUCCAUUUAUAUGCAAUGGGGUGCUUAGCUGCCAUGAUCUUAAAGGGCCACUAGACCCUCAGAAUUUGUGCUUGCUAUUGUGUGAUGUCUACACUGACAUAUAUUUAAGCUAUAUAUCUUUAAAGGCAAUAGGCAAAAACCCAAGCCAACUGUAGGGGUACUUGACCGCCUUCACCUUCUAAAGAGAGUUACACUAACAGCCCAGUUAUCUCAUGGUGCCCUAACUGAUGUCUUACCACCCCUCUUGAUCAUUGGACAACAACCCUUCUGGAUUUCUCUAUACAACCAGACCAUCUCAAACCUUGAUGCAACUUUUUUUUAUAUCUUGAAUGAACUUUUCUCAUGUGUGUUAUGUUAUAUGGUGUCCUCCUGUAAUAGUCUAAAGUUGAAGUAGUCAGAGGAGUGUGUGUGCAUCAGUGUUUUAAUCCCUAAUCUUGAGUGUGUCAAUUUAUAUAGAACCUGUAUAUUUUUUAACAAGGCAAGAGAUUUAUGAAAUGCUGGAUACCUCAUUUAUUAUGCUUUAUUGUCUUAUUAUUAAUACGUGUUGGAAAAGAUCCCAUUGGGAACAUUGAGUUAUUUCUCAGUCUUAAAUCUGUGCUGAUAACUGUGCUCUACUGAAAAUGAAACAAGUUUUCUUAAUAUAUACCAAAAACGCAAUAGUAGACAAGAUUAGAAUUUUUUCAAAAACAUUUAUUACCAUAUGUGUCUGAAUUUCAAGGUUUUUUUUUUCCUUUUAAUUGAAAAUUUUGUCAUUGCGCUUGUUUGGUGCGUUUUGUAUUUAUUUAUUAAUCUUUGUAUCAACUUCCUUCCAAAAUUAAUAUCUUCUUUGAUUUUGCACCAUUAUUUACCAUUUUUCAUUUCUUAAGGACACUGGAACAUGGAGCAUUUUUAGGUAUUUUAUGCAUCUAUUUUGUGCAUUCCUAGUUAUGCGAACUAAAGGAAAAAAAUCCAGCGUGUAAUUCUUACCUGUCAAAUCAUGUUGCUGACACGUCGAUGACAUUCCCAUUGGUAGCAAAGGAUAUUGAUUCUGGAUAUAUCUGCCACACUUUUUUUUUAAAGACAAAAAUGCCUGAAAUUGUUUCAUUUCCGUUAGUAACUUUUAUCAAGGCUUAAAUCAAACUUUUUAUUUGGUUAAGGAUUUAUUGAUGUGAUUUUAGUGAUCUUAAUUCGUAUAGCAAUAUAAGCAAGUGAGGGGGUUUGCUCUGCACCAAGAAGAAAACGCGCAUUUCAGUCAUUGCUUUUUAAAAAUGGAAAAAAUUGUAACGCAAUGGUAUUUUUAUGGUGAUGCUGUAGAUUCUGCAGCAGGUGAAGGGUAUAACUUUGUCUUUUAAGCAGGUAUUCGGGAUUUUAAUGAUUUUAUUUCUAUUUAGAACUGAGCCAGUAUGGUUGGGUACAGAGGUCCUUUCUGCUGGAUUGUGCUCCACCCUGUGCCUCAUGCAUUGCUGUAGGCGCAUCUUGAAUAUUGUGCCAUGGCUAUAAAUCAGUACAAGUAUGCACAACAUCUUUGUGUAUGUUGUAUUACCGGAAACAUGUUCAUUACCAUUAAUUGGGUAGGAAAUGAUGACGUUCUUAUCACCUUGCCCUCCUCGAUUGAUAACACAAACUUGGAAGCUUGGGGCCAGACAGCAGAAAUACAAUGGCUGCUUUUGGCAAGGCACGAUGAUCAAUAGCAAGUUCUUAGAAGCUUGGGCAAAUAAAGUAUAUAUGCAACUCAAAUUUUUUUUUUUUUUUAAAAAAAUGAAGGUUGAUAUAAAGUGGUCUAAAAUCACUGGACAUUUCCUAAAUGUUUACAUUGCUCUAGCUUGUGUCCCAGGCCAUAGGCCAGAAUAGAGUUAUAUGUAUGGGAUCCAUUAUCCGGAAACGCAUUAAACUCUGAAUUACGGGAAGGUUGGUUCCCAUAGAUUCCAUUUUAUCCAAAAAAGGAUUCACUUUUUCCUCUGUAAUAAUAAAACUGUAGCUUGUACUUGAUCCAUACUAAGAUAUAAUUAAUCCUUAUUGGAAGCAAAACCAGCCUAUUGGGUUUAUUUCAUAUUUACAUGAUUUUCUUGUAGACUCAAGAUAUGAAGACCCAAAUUAAAGAGAGAUCCGUUAUCCAGAAAACCUCAGGUCCUGGGUAUUCUGGAUAACAGGUCCCAUGCCUGUAUCAUCUUGUUUUGUGCCCAGCUAUCCAUUACAUUUUUAUUUACAGCAGCCAAGAUGUCUUCCGCUAUCUACUUUUCUUUGGUGCCUGACAAUUGAGAAUGUGUUGGCAGCAAAUCAGAGAAUAGAAAGACUUAAAGAUUCUUAUAUGCAGACCAAAGUGCCUUGGGUGGGAGGUAUAGCUCACUGUGUGAAUGCUGUAUCUGUGACAAGAUACCUCAGCAACUAAAGAAGCCCAGGAUUUUGGGUCGUAUUUUCUGUUAUACAUAUUGAGCAGAAUGUCUGUACAUAACACAGGGUCAAGCUAAUAAAAUGUCUUCCCCUUGGCCUUGCUCUAAUAAACAGGCCUUCUCUCCUGUGUUGUGUUUUAGCCAAAGAUCUACUUGAAUGAAUGACCUGUCUACUGAAUCCACUUUCACUUGUGGAUUACGAAAUUAUAAAAAACAUGACCAUUUUUGUUUAAAACUCAAUAAAACAUUGGAAUGGGCAGUUUGUGAUCUUCCAGGUGUUGGGCUGGAACCUCCAACAGCCCAUACACUGUCUUUAGAUGUAACACCUUAGAAAUUUGGGUAUAAUAAAUGUAAUAAGAAAAUAAUAUAUAUAUCUAAUGUCCAAACUGUUUUGGCUGACAAGGCAUGCUGGGAGAUCUGAGUACACAGAUGGAGGGCCACAGGCAAAAUAAGCAAAUUUUUCUUUAAUGCCCGCUUCUUGUCAAUAACACUGUGACAAGUGAUGUCUUGUAUCAUAAUCUUCUAUAACUGCCACCUAAUUCUCUACUGUGACUGGUUUAGGAGCAGUUCUAAUGAACACCUUUUCCUGUUUCCUGUCUACGUAUCAUUUCUGUAUAUUUAUGUUCUCUCCAUUCAUUGAUACUGUAUGAGUUACAGGCUGGUAACUGAUGCUUUUAAUAGAUAAAAUAUGUUUGGUUUUCUCUUUGCUGGAGUUUUGAUCAUGCUUGCACUUUUGUACCAGAGAAUAACAUGGGGCGUUGCUUUACUGAGCACGGGAAAUUGCAACGAUGCUGGAUCUUUUUGCAAAUGAGCAAAAUAAAAUCUUCUAAAACUGAA
This is a messenger RNA of Xenopus laevis (African clawed frog), 4769 nucleotides long. It is a transcript of the gene reep3.S, whose product is annotated as receptor accessory protein 3 S homeolog. Gene Ontology annotation, cellular component: cytoplasmic microtubule; endoplasmic reticulum membrane; endoplasmic reticulum tubular network. Bases 215 to 973 code for a protein of 252 amino acids. The record is from RefSeq and is a predicted model, not a curated record. Lineage: Eukaryota; Metazoa; Chordata; Amphibia; Anura; Pipidae. The transcript has 8 exons. Gene Ontology annotation, biological process: endoplasmic reticulum tubular network organization. Gene Ontology annotation, molecular function: microtubule binding.